Messenger RNA from Labrus mixtus (cuckoo wrasse), 2552 nucleotides. It is a transcript of the gene ca10a, whose product is annotated as carbonic anhydrase Xa. The record is from RefSeq and is a predicted model, not a curated record. Gene Ontology annotation, molecular function: carbonate dehydratase activity; zinc ion binding. The coding region runs from base 549 to 1535 and encodes 328 amino acids. The transcript has 9 exons. Lineage: Eukaryota; Metazoa; Chordata; Actinopteri; Labriformes; Labridae.
UAGUCCCUCGUAGUGACGGGCAGAUCGGAGGCUCGCCACCUGGCGAUGUGAGUUUCGGAGUUGCAAGGCGUCUCCAGGUGUUAGUCUGAUCCCACAGCUGUUCAUUAAUCUGCCCUUUCUUCCUCCCUCCUGUCACGCAGAGACUUUACCGGAACCAUCAUGUGUGACUCCCCGCGGUGAGGACGGGACGCUCGCUCUGUGAGACUGCAGCGGAUGGAUGGACGUGUCCGUUCUAGGGCGCACCGGGAUAAUACAGUGAACUGACGGAGGAUCAGUGUUCCACUCGGCUCUGUGUUAUUUUUUUUUUCUGGAGUUCAUCCUUUUUUUUUCCUCCAUCUCUGGAUUGUUACAUUUAGUGGUGGGAACGUGCAACAUUUAUUCCUCCGGCUUUGAUCACCUGCUAUGUGUGUGGAGUGGAAAAUACCUGGUGGAAGGUGUACAGCGGGAUCCAUCCUGGGAGGACAGCACAUCUGCAACUGAUACAGCCCCGUUUCUUGCUUAUUUUCCUUUUUAAUCUGUGCGUAAUGUGCGUGGAAUGAAGACAGAGGAUGGAUAUAUUUUGGGAAAUAUUGAUAAUUCUUCAAGCCAAUCUUAUUGUCUGCAUAUCAGCGCAGCCGAAUCCGCCCAAAAUUCACGAAGGAUGGUGGGCGUACAAGGAAGUGGUGCAGGGGAGCUUUGUUCCAGUGCCGUCGUUCUGGGGGCUGGUGAACUCGGCCUGGAACCUGUGCUCGGUGGGGAAGAGGCAGUCCCCCGUCAACAUCGAGACCAGCCACAUGAUCUUUGACCCGUUCCUCACGCCGAUAAAGCUGAACACAGGCGGACGCAAGGUGGGAGGGACCAUGUACAACACGGGCCGCCACGUCUCUCUGAAAUUGGACAAGGAGCACCUGGUGAACAUCUCCGGAGGGCCGAUGACGUACAGCCAUCGCCUGGAGGAGAUCCGGCUACACUUCGGCAGCGAGGACGGGCAGGGAUCUGAACACCUGCUGAACGGACAGGCCUUCUCCGGAGAGGUUCAACUGAUCCACUACAAUCACGAGCUGUACACAAACUACACAGAAGCUGCUAAGAGCCCCAACGGACUCGUCAUAGUGUCCAUAUUUAUGAAGAUUGCUGAGACGUCAAACUCCUUCCUGAAUCGAAUGCUGAACAGAGACACCAUCACGAGAAUAACGUAUAAAAAUGAUGCGUAUCUCCUGACCGGUCUGAACAUCGAGGAGGUUUAUCCGGAGACAAAUAGUUUCAUCACGUACGAGGGAUCGAUGACCAUCCCUCCAUGCUUCGAGACAGCCACAUGGAUCCUGAUGAACAAGCCGGUGUACCUCACGCGCAUGCAGAUGCAUUCUUUGCGGCUGCUCAGUCAGAAUCAGCCGUCUCAGAUCUUCUUGAGCAUGAGCGACAACGUUCGUCCCGUCCAGCCGCUGAACAACCGCUGCAUCCGCACCAACAUCAACUUCAGCAUGCAGGGCAAAGACUGCCCCAACAACAGGGCUCAGAAGCUCCAGUACCGAGUGAACGAGUGGUUGCUAAAGUAGCCUCCCUUGGAUGAGCAUGGAGAUGAGUGUCAGAGAGAAGGAGCGGCACGAGGAGGGGAAUGAAGAAGGAAGAGGAGGAGGAGGAGGAGGAGGAGGUGGAGGUGGAACCAGUCUGCAUCUCAUCUGUUCAUGGCAUUGUAUAAAGACAAACACCGGACACUAUAUGAAUUAAAGACCUUUGUACUGCGAGCAAAGAGACUCUUCUUUUCAUACAUUGAGAACAGUUUGAUCCCUCGAUCUUACACAUGCUAACGAGCCCUUUCCCCCACUGUACAACUAUAUCUACACGGACAUUUUGAUACUUUUUUGGGAGAAAACCAAAAAAAAAAAAGGGGGACACUUGGAAUCUAAAAAAACAACAACAUGGAAGCAUUUAUUUGAUAGCCUCCCAACCACUAGGACAACGUUGGGACUUUAAAGCCUUUGUACAUAAAAAAUUGUUGCUAUCAGUGGGAAAAUCCAAGGACCAAGUCACUGCCCCCAUCCCGCCGGUGAAGUCGACACUCACACGGACGUUUCAUCACCGUCACCAACAAGGCAUGCAAUCAGAAAAACCCGAGCGAGAGGGAGCACAGCCUUUUACCUUUUCAUCUCCAAACCAGAGUCAUGUCAAGGGAGACGAGCAAAUAUUUACCGGCUUUCUUACGGCCUUGGAGCAACCAGUGUCUUGGCCUCGUUUGUACAUAUUAUAAUUAUCAAUACUGCAGAAAAAUGAAUAUGUAAAGAAAAGUAAUGAACUAACAGUCAAAAGAUAUAUUAAGAGGAUUUAAAAAAAAAAGAUAAAGAGUUGAGAAUUUUAAAAAGCUUGGCGCACUUUGAACUGAAGCAGUCUGAGCUGAUGCCUUUUUUCUGUUUUCUUGUUUACAAUGGUCAUACACUGUGUUUGAGUAAUGUUAUCAGCCCAAUAAAUGUGUCUGGAAAAGUUCACUUUGGAAAAUGCUUCACUAUAUGAGCUUCUGACCUAUUGUACCUGUACCUGUUUUGUACUGUUCCAUAUUAAAUGUGUUGAUAUGUCAA